AGGUCAUUGCUUCGCUUCUUUGCAAGUUAACACUGAUUUUCUUUUAUUAUAGUUUAAUUUCACACCUGCACACUUGAUUUAACGACUAGCCCACGCUGACCGGAGUUUUAAAACCUUUGAUUUAUUCUAAAAUCAAGUUAAACUCUGCUUGAAAAUAGCAAUUUGUUUGACGAGGAGAGGAUUUUUGUAUUGUGAGCCACUUACACUUCACUUUGGUUUGUAUACUACGUUUUUUAUUUCAUUGAAGGGCAAAUAUAUGAAAAACGAAUAAUGGCACAGGAAGAAGCUUUUGAACAGUUUGAGGAUGAGGAGAGUGAAAUGCCCAUUGGAGCUAGUUUGACCAGUGCAAGGAAAAGGCUUUUCUCGAAAGAGCUUCGUUGUAUGAUGUAUGGUUUUGGAGACGAUCAAAAUCCUUACACGGAGAGUGUUGAUCUAUUGGAGGAUCUCGUUAUAGAGUACAUUACCGAAAUGACGCAUCGAGCAAUGGAAAUCGGCAGAACUGGAAGAGUUCAAGUGGAAGAUAUCGUUUUUCUGGUGAGGAAAGAUUCAAGAAAGUAUGCUAGGGUAAAAGAUCUCUUGACAAUGAACGAAGAAUUAAAGAAAGCAAGAAAAGCUUUCGAUGAAGUUAAAUAUGCAGGUAAUGUCACCCAGUGAGAGAACGUAAUUUUGGAUUAGUGCUUGUGUCGAAUAUUGCGUUUUUCAAAAUAUCACAGCACUUCAAUCACAAUACAAUAAUUUGUUUCUUUACAUCAUCGACUUGAUUUGUAAAUCCAAGGGAAUACAUAAAAUGCAUGUUAUUUCAUUAUUUCAGUUUCCUGUAAAGCAUGAACAUUUCCCUAUAUCCAAGUUUUUGUAAGUUAUAAGUAUAAUUGUGCAUACAUAGGAGAUAGUUUAAUUAUAAGUUAAUUUU
Messenger RNA from Copidosoma floridanum, 910 nucleotides. RefSeq names its product TATA-box binding protein associated factor 13 (gene Taf13). Gene Ontology annotation, biological process: transcription by RNA polymerase II. Gene Ontology annotation, cellular component: transcription factor TFIID complex. Gene Ontology annotation, molecular function: protein heterodimerization activity. The record is from RefSeq and is a predicted model, not a curated record. NCBI's taxonomy places the organism in Eukaryota, Metazoa, Arthropoda, Insecta, Hymenoptera, Encyrtidae.